This is a messenger RNA of Cucurbitaria berberidis CBS 394.84, 361 nucleotides long. RefSeq lists its product as uncharacterized. The coding region runs from base 93 to 311 and encodes 72 amino acids. The record is from RefSeq and is a predicted model, not a curated record. The transcript has a single exon. Lineage: Eukaryota; Fungi; Ascomycota; Dothideomycetes; Pleosporales; Cucurbitariaceae.
UUUUGGCGUUUGAUGGAUCUUGGUGCGCUGAGAUACCCCCUAUUGAUUUUUUUUUGAAUAUCAGAGAGUAAUUUCAUGAAUUCUGUUGAAUCAUGCGUUUACCUGAAUGGCUGGCAUGCUGGAUAACUUCACGUCUUGUCGUGUUGUCCCCAGCGGGCAGCUCUUCAUAUUCACCCUGGUUUUCUGCACGGGGAUGGGGACGUGUCUCGAUGGAUAAUCAGGAUGGAAAGGAUAAAGACAAGUCUCAAUGCUAUGCUACGAUACGGUGUGAGGUUCUACAGGAUAGUAUUACAUGUCGUAGUAACAGCUAGUCAGUUACUUGGUAUAACAUGACAGGUACAAGUAUGGUACAAUUAGGUGU